UUCGACUCGUGGCGUCUGCAUCAAGUCUGAAAGCAGACGCGCAACUUUCGCAGAAUCCACCUUAAAAUCUCUGCCUUAAACUGCACCAGCCCCCAAAAAAUCCAAGGGGGGAAAGCAGGGGGGGAGAGAGCAGAUUCCCCCCUCCCCCUCUCCUCUCCCAUCCCUCCCCCUUCCUCCUCCCUUUGAGUUAACAAGGCCCCGCUCACUAUAUCUCUUUAUAUUAAAAAUAUAUAUAUUAGAGAAGAGCGAGGGAGAGGGAGAACCACCUCCGCCCCCUCUUUUUAAAUUUUUUUUUUUUAAUUUUUUUGCAAGGAUCCAAAGAGCUAAGGUGGCUGUAGAGGGGAAAGCGGCGCGAGCCAAGUGGGGGAGGGUGGAGGAAACCCGGGAGAAGGCUUUCUCCAGCCCCCAAAGUUUUGAUGAUGACCAUGACUACGAUGGCUGACGGCUUGGAAGGCCAGGACUCGUCCAAAUCCGCUUUCAUGGAGUUCGGGCAGCAGCAGCAGCAGCAACAGCAGCAGCAGCAGCAGCAACAGCAGCCGCCGCCGCCGCCGCCGCCGCCGCAGCCGCACUCACAGCAGAGCUCCCCGGCCAUGGCAGGCGCGCACUACCCUCUGCACUGCCUGCACUCGGCGGCGGCGGCGGCGGCGGCCGGCUCUCACCAUCACCACCACCACCAGCACCACCACCACGGCUCGCCCUACGCGUCAGGCGGAGGCAACUCCUACAACCACCGCUCGCUCGCCGCCCACCCCUACAUGAGCCACUCGCAGCACAGCCCUUACCUCCAGUCCUACCACAACAGCAGCGCGGCCGCCCAGACGCGAGGGGACGACACAGAUCAACAAAAAACUACAGUGAUUGAAAAUGGGGAAAUCAGGUUCAAUGGAAAAGGGAAAAAGAUUCGGAAGCCUCGGACCAUUUAUUCCAGCCUUCAGCUCCAGGCUUUAAACCAUCGCUUUCAGCAAACUCAAUACCUGGCCCUUCCUGAGAGAGCUGAACUGGCAGCUUCCUUAGGACUGACACAAACACAGGUGAAGAUAUGGUUUCAGAACAAACGCUCUAAGUUUAAGAAACUGCUGAAGCAAGGCAGUAACCCUCAUGAGAGUGACCCUCUCCCCGGCUCAGCAGCCCUGUCACCACGCUCUCCAGCACUGCCUCCAGUGUGGGACGUUUCCGCCUCAGCCAAGGGCGUCAGUAUGCCCCCCAACAGCUACAUGCCUGGCUAUUCGCACUGGUACUCUUCUCCACACCAGGACACGAUGCAGAGACCACAGAUGAUGUGAGUUGUCCAAGGGAACACCCUAGGGAAACGUCUGAAUAAGGCAAGAAGGAUCUGGGACCUGCUUGCAUCUGCCAAACCGAGCCAAAGGAGCAGGCUCAAGAGAACUUUGUAUGUGUGGCUAGAAGCC
Messenger RNA from Otolemur garnettii (small-eared galago), 1409 nucleotides. RefSeq names its product distal-less homeobox 6 (gene DLX6). The transcript has 3 exons. Gene Ontology annotation, molecular function: RNA polymerase II cis-regulatory region sequence-specific DNA binding; DNA-binding transcription factor activity, RNA polymerase II-specific. The coding region runs from base 417 to 1283 and encodes 288 amino acids. The record is from RefSeq and is a predicted model, not a curated record. NCBI's taxonomy places the organism in Eukaryota, Metazoa, Chordata, Mammalia, Primates, Galagidae. Gene Ontology annotation, biological process: embryo development; regulation of transcription by RNA polymerase II; cell differentiation.